AUGACCGACUUUCCUCCGCUCAAGAAUGAUCUGAUUAUUCGGGCUGCACUUGAACUCGCAACGUUAGUCACGCUCCAACCAAUCGAUCGAUAUGACGGAUUGCUCGACGCCGCUAUAAUUUUUUCCGAUAUCCUCGUGAUACCACAAGCUUUAGGUCUAGUGGUGGAAUGGAUACCCGGAAAGGGAAUGGAAUUGCCGGACCCUUUGGUAGUUCCCGAGGAUAUCGAUCUAAAAUUACGAGAGAGUAUUGACGUCAACCAGGAAUUAGGCUACGUUUUUGAAGCGAUUACCAUGACACGAAAAGCUUUAAACGGUCGCGUUCCUUUGUUAGGAUUCGUCGGGGGACCCUGGACCUUGAUGUCUUAUAUGGUUGAAGGAGGGGGUAGCAAAACUUUUUCAAAGGCCAAGACUUGGUUGUAUAAGCAUCCUGAAGGGUCAAAGAGGUUGCUGCAAAAGAUUACUGAUGCGGCAGUAGAUUUUUUGGUCGGACAGAUUAAAGCUGGUGCGCAGAUGGUUCAAGUAUUUGAAUCAUGGGGUGGAGAAUUAUCUCCUCACGAUUUCGAAAUUUUCUCGUUGCCAUAUCUUUCCCAAAUUGCCAAGCGUGUCAAAACGCAAUUACAGCUCGAUGGCAUAGCUCCGGUUCCAAUGACAAUAUUUAGUAAAGGAUCUUGGUAUGCACUGGAAUCCCUAUCGAAGAUCGGAUACGAUACGGUCUCAUUGGAUUGGACCGUUGACCCUGUUUACGCAAAGACGGUCACUAAGGGUAGAGUGACACUUCAAGGAAAUAUGGAUCCCAAUGUGCUAUACGCCGAUCAUGAUACAAUUAGGGCAACAGUGAGAAGAAUGUUGGAAGCAUUUGGAACAAACGAAAGAUACAUCGUGAACCUUGGACAUGGUAUCCUACCCACGGUUGAUCCCGAAAAUAUGAAA
This is a messenger RNA of Acaulospora colombiana, 930 nucleotides long. The record is from the annotation of a GenBank genome assembly. NCBI's taxonomy places the organism in Eukaryota, Fungi, Glomeromycota, Glomeromycetes, Diversisporales, Acaulosporaceae.